Lampris incognitus (smalleye Pacific opah) is the source of this 2181-nucleotide messenger RNA. RefSeq names its product basic helix-loop-helix transcription factor scleraxis-like. Lineage: Eukaryota; Metazoa; Chordata; Actinopteri; Lampriformes; Lampridae. Gene Ontology annotation, molecular function: protein dimerization activity; DNA-binding transcription factor activity, RNA polymerase II-specific; RNA polymerase II transcription regulatory region sequence-specific DNA binding. The transcript has 3 exons. Bases 684 to 1352 code for a protein of 222 amino acids. Gene Ontology annotation, biological process: regulation of transcription by RNA polymerase II; developmental process. The record is from RefSeq and is a predicted model, not a curated record.
GAGAGAGAGGUCGAGAAAGAUUGACAUUGCGAGAGAGAGGGGGGGGAAGUUGAAGUCAGAAACCAGCCACCAGCCUGGAGUAACUGUUGCUAUUGGGAAUGAGACAGAGCAGAUUCCCAAAGAAGCAUACAGAGAGAGGCACACUGAGAGAAAGAAAACAAGAGAAGAAUUCAAUAGCCAUUUGAUUUCACCAUGCUAUCAUAACCUCUCUACCUUUUCUCCUACGGAUUAACUGAAGGAACAAAUAAAUGAUCCUUGGGAUUUGAACUGUUUUCUGACCAAACCAAGACGUGGUGGGAACGUAGAGCCACCUGUGAAAAGGUGGCAUUGUGGUCAGGUUGCCAGUGAGUAAUGAUAAGGGAUCAGGUCACCCGUCUCCGCGACAGAGUUUAACUUUUAGUGAGGAAAGCUGUAAAAAGAAAAACAUAUCAGCAUCUUGGAGGCAACAUCCCUCUACAUACGAUACACCUGCCAUAAGAAAUUCUGUAAGAGAAGCAAAGGCAGGGAGAACUGGAAGUUUACUGGACAUCUUUUCAACAACUUCCCUGUCAGUGACAAAUAGCGACCUUGCACCAGGGAACCUUAGCCGCUGAAUUUCAACCACCAAAGCCUUUUUUUCCUGAGGGACACCUGAAGUCUCAUCAGGUAAGAUUGGCAACCCCGAGGCCACUGUUGUGGUGAAGAUGACAUUCGCCAUGCUGCGCACGGCACCUCCUGCGGGCCGCUUCAUGUACAGCGACAUUGCCCUGCUCUCCGAAGACGACGAUGAGAAUGGGAGCGAGGGGUCAGGCUCCGAGGAGCGUACCACCGGCAGCUCCUCCGCCGCUUUCCGCCUGUCCUCCUCCUCACCGUCUGCCUUUCACAUCAAGGUGAACAGGAAGAGGAAGCUGUGCGGGGGAGUCGGAGUAGGAGUAGGAGUAGGAGUAGGAGUAGGAGGGGGAGGGGUGAGGCUGGGGCCCCCAGUUCCAACCAACCCCGUUCACGGGGAGACCCGCCAGAGGAAUGCGGCCAACGCGCGGGAGAGAGACCGCACCAACUCUGUCAACACGGCCUUCACCGCGCUGCGCACCCUCAUCCCCACCGAGCCCGCUGACAGGAAGCUGUCAAAGAUCGAGACUCUACGAUUGGCCAGCAGUUAUAUCAGUCAUCUGGGAAAUGUGUUGCUCUUGGGUGAGGGACUUCAUGACGGACAGCCUUGCCAUGCCCCCUCGCCGCCAUUUUUUCACCUAAACUCCUCCCCUAGCCGAGGGUCCGACCAAUCAGCGCAACCCAAGCACAUCUGUACUUUCUGCCUCAGCAACCAAAGGAAAAUGAACAAAGACAGAGACAGGAAGACAGCCAUCAGAAGUUAACAACAAGGACCUGCAAAAAACCAGACCAUCACCCUGUGGACACACACCAAAGUGGAUUACAUGUUAGUCCAACAGACGUCUAGGGCUGAGACGGUGUCUUCAACGGCUGUUUCAGUGACUCUUGCAUUAUAUCUUGAGGACUUUUAAGGCAUUAUGUGUGUUUAAAAGACUUUUGCAAGAUUUUUUACAGCACUUCGAAGGUUUUUCUUUCUUUCCCCCACCCCUCUUCCCCCCCGAGGACCUUUACAGUACUUUAUGGAAUUUUUACAUUGCUUCAUAAGAACUUCACACAUUACCUGUCAAUGUAGUAAUUCACUCUUGAGUCACAAGUUUAACAGUAACUUUUCAGUAACUUUUAAUGGAAUUUCGCACGCUUGUCCCAAACAUGAAGGACCUUAACAUGAGGGACUUAAUUAUGAGGGACUUUUUACUGUGGUGUUCGGCCUGUGAGUCUAAAGAGCCAAUGACGCGUGACUGGACAACACACGAGACAUAUCUUUUAUGAAAGACAAAAUUGUAUUCACCAAACGUUGCGUGUUAUUGAUGUGUAAACUGAACUAUAAAUGUAUAUUUAUGUGACAUAACAUUAUAUGAUGAGACUAUGUUAUUUAACAGGCCUAUUGCUCUCUGGAGGAUGUUUUGGGUGCAAAACAUUGGCUUUUCUCACACUCAUGCAGUUUGUGACGUUCUCUGGGAUUAUUUCAAAACACAACAAAACAAACCAUGCUGGAACAUUUGUGGUAAUGGUAUUUCUAAUAAUCAUCUUUUUUUUUUUAAGUGCCUUGGUGCUGAAAAAGUAACUGAAGGUGACCAAUAAAUGUCUGUGUAU